This is a messenger RNA of Scomber scombrus (Atlantic mackerel), 2937 nucleotides long. It is a transcript of the gene ranbp9, whose product is annotated as RAN binding protein 9. Gene Ontology annotation, biological process: cytoskeleton organization; cell surface receptor signaling pathway. Gene Ontology annotation, molecular function: protein binding. Bases 330 to 2141 code for a protein of 603 amino acids. The record is from RefSeq and is a predicted model, not a curated record. Gene Ontology annotation, cellular component: cytoplasm. NCBI's taxonomy places the organism in Eukaryota, Metazoa, Chordata, Actinopteri, Scombriformes, Scombridae. The transcript has 14 exons.
UCGAGGUUAGCAGAGAGCAGCUUAUACUUUUAUCUCCCUUAGCAACAACAACGACAACCCUGUCUCCUUCGUACCCUGUUUUUUAACUUACGGACUGGACUCCCUUCUUCUAUUACCACUCUCUCUAUUUAUCCAUGUCUUUGUGUGUGUGUGUCAGCUAAUGUCAACCUGAGACAUUUUCAGCGAUCGCGUUUUGCUAACUUAGCUUAGCUUAGCUCGGCUAACCCCGUUGCUAACCCUCCUCUUCUUCCUCCUCCUCCUCCUCUUCUUCUUCUAAAAAAAAAAAAAAACUUGACACUGGCUUUGUUGAAACUAGUGUCAUCAUAGCCAUGUCCGGGCAGUCGUCGGGGUCGGGCUGUAAGUUUGUGAUGUCGGUGGUUGUGCACGGAGACUCGGCUCUGAACGAGCAGGAGAAGGAGCUGAACCAACGGCUCCGGAGGCUUUACCCCGCCGUCAGCGAGCAGGAGACGCCGCUGCCUCGCUCCUGGAGCCCGAAGGAUAAGUUCAGCUACAUCGGUCUCUCCCAGAACAACCUCCGUGUUCACUAUAAAGGUCACGGUAAAACCCCUAAAGAUGCAGCAUCUGUACGGGCCACUCACCCCAUCCCAGCCGCCUGCGGUGUCUACUACUUCGAGGUCAAGAUCAUCAGCAAAGGCAGAGACGGGUACAUGGGCAUCGGCCUCUCAGCUCAGGGCGUAAACAUGAACAGACUCCCCGGUUGGGACAAGCACUCGUAUGGUUACCACGGAGACGACGGCCACUCCUUCUGCUCCUCUGGCACCGGGCAACCUUACGGACCCACGUUUACAACAGGCGAUGUGAUCGGCUGCUGCGUUAACCUCAUCAACAACACCUGCUUCUACACAAAGAACGGCCACAGCUUAGGUAUUGCCUUCACAGACCUACCACCUAACUUGUACCCGACCGUGGGCCUUCAGACUCCGGGGGAAGUUGUGGACGCGAACUUCGGCCAGCAUCCCUUCGUGUUCGACAUCGAGGACUACAUGCGCGAGUGGAGGACGAAGAUCCAGGCUCAGAUCGACCGCUUCCCCAUCGGAGAGCGCGAGGGCGAGUGGCAGUCCAUGAUCCAGAAGAUGGUGGCUUCCUACCUUGUGCACCACAGUUAUUGUGCCACAGCUGAAGCUUUUGCCAAAUCCACUGACCAGGCCGUGCACGAGGAGCUGGCCUCCAUCAAAAACCGACAGAAGAUCCAGAAGCUGGUGUUGUCGGGUAGAAUGGGCGAGGCCAUCGAGACCACCCAGCAGCUCUACCCGAGCCUCCUGGAGAGGAACCCAGACCUUCUCUUCAUGCUCAAGGUGAGACAGUUCAUCGAGAUGGUGAAUGGGACGGACAGCGAGGUGAGGUGCCUCGGAGGUCGCAGCCCAAAGUCUCAGGACAGUUACCCCGGCUCCCCUCGGCCCUUCAGCAGCCCCAGCCACAAAGCCAGCAGCUCCCAGCCCUACCUCACAGGGUUUGACAGUAACUGCUGUAAUGGUGUGACGUCUAAUAAGAUCCACAGCUCCUCUCCUCACAGUCACAAGCCCUGCCCCCCCGCCUCCGCCUCCACUCUCCCAGCGUCUGAUAUCAGCCUCAACGGGAGCCGCAGCCAACAGACUCUAACCAGUAACGAUGUGGACAUGGAAGUCGACCACUUCACCAACGGAGUGACAGAAUCGUCCUCCAAUGGUUUCCUCAACGGCAGCUCCAAACACACCGCCGAGCCCGACGACUGUGAUGCAGACAUGGAGGUGGAGUCCGCUCAGUCCAAGAGGCAGCUGUGCGGCGGCAGCCAGGCCGCCAUCGAGAGAAUGAUCCACUUCGGCAGGGAGCUCCAGAGCAUGAGCGAACACCUCCGCAGAGAGUGCGGCAAGAACUCGGCCAACAAGAAGAUGCUCAAGGACGCCUUCAGCCUGCUCGCCUACUCGGACCCCUGGAGCAGCCCCGUCGGAUACCAGCUGGACUCCAUUCAGAGAGAGCCGGUCUGCUCCACUCUCAACAGUGCAAUAUUAGAGACUCACAACCUGCCGAAGCAGCCCCCUCUGGCCCAGGCCGUGGGCCAAGCCGCCCAGUGCCUCUCCAUCAUGGCACGGACUGGCAGCGGCUCCUGCGCCUUUGCCUCUGUGGACGAUUACCUGCACUAGCCCCGUAUAAAUGCACACACACACAUAUAUAAAUAUAUAUAUCUCUACACACACACACACACACACACACACACAGACUGAGGACCUGUCCAGAAGCGGCUCCUUCCGCCUCCUCCAUCAGUUGUAGUCCUAUUAGCCGAGGAGACGUUCCUCUGCACGAUUAAACGUAGUAGAAAGUUAACCACCUCACUCGCUUCCUGUUCAGCUUUUACCGACCGACACGAACACCAAAGGAUCAGAGUCCCUUUUGGACGGAGCCUCAGAGCGCCAACACACACACACACACACACACACACACACACACACACACACACACACACACACACACACACCACAUACAUUUAAAAAAGGAGACACACACACACACACUCACACAGCACCUCCCUUUCCAUCGUAAAUAUUAAAAUAACGCCUCCACCUUGGUUGGCCCGCUCCCCCCCCCUCAUUCCCCUGCACCACCUCCAGCCCACCGAGGCUGCGUCUGCAUCGCUCUGGCUGACAGCGGGGAAUCCAGCCAAGAGUAGCCGACUUGAAAAAUACUUCGGAGAGCCGAACUCGUGUGGAUCCACAACCCACCCGCCAUGAACCCCACCGGGGUGGACAGUCUGGCAACCCCUCCUCCUCCUCUCCUUGCCCCCGCCGCCUCCUGUCAAAGAAAAAUGUAAAAAAACAAAGAAAAACAAAAAGACGAGAGACCGCCCUUUAACGUGGUCCCUGUAAUCCGGCUCACAUAGAAAACACAAAAAGAAGCGAGGAAACUGAGGCCGACGCAAAAGGCUCCAUUACAGACAGCCUA